AAGGUAUUGCUCAUUCGCCCACCUCUACUUGAAAAAAAAACAAGGCCUAUCAAACGUAUUAAUACACACGAAAUCCCUAUAAUAUUUAGUUUAAAAAUAACUAAAUUUUUUUAUAUUCCACACAAAUUGUUUUGUAAUAUAAUUUGGUCAAGUGUUUACUAAAAGAAAUUGAACUGAACGUAAUAAAAAUAUAUGUAGGUGAAUUGCCACAAUAGGGCCAAGUUGAAAGUGAGGCAAAAACUCGGAAAAAGAAACAGAAGCAAAGGGAGAUAACGACGAAGUACCGGAGCAGCCAAAAUGUCGGACGUACAAAUGGACAGUGCACUUGAUUUGAUGCGUCGCCUGCCACCACAACAAAUCGAAAAGAAUCUGAUAGAUUUGAUUGAUUUGGCGCCAGAACUGUGCGAGGAUCUACUCUCAUCUGUGGAUCAACCGCUUAAAAUAGCAAAAGAUAAGGAACAUAAUAAAGAUUACCUGCUGUGCGAUUACAACCGUGAUGGUGAUUCGUAUCGAUCGCCGUGGUCCAACACUUACUACCCGCCACUAGAGGACGGACAAAUGCCGUCAGAUCGUUUACGUAAAUUGGAAAUAGAAGCUAACUAUGCCUUCGAUCAAUAUCGUGAAAUGUACUAUGAAGGUGGAGUAUCUUCGGUGUAUUUGUGGGAUCUGGAACAUGGUUUUGCAGCGGUAGUUUUAAUUAAAAAGGCAGGCGAUGGCAAUAAAAAGAUACGAGGCUGCUGGGACUCCAUACAUGUCGUUGAAGUACAAGAAAAACCUACGGGGCGAACGGCACACUACAAACUAACAUCUACAGCUAUGUUAUGGCUACAAACGAACAAACAAGGUUCUGGCACAAUGAACCUGGGCGGCUCAUUGACACGUCAAACAGAACAAGAUGCUAAUGUCAGUGAAUCUUCGCCGCAUAUUGUAAACAUUGGCAAAAUGGUUGAAGAAAUGGAGAAUAAAAUACGCAAUACGCUUAAUGAAAUAUAUUUUGGUAAAACGAAAGACAUUAUAAACGGCUUACGUAGCGUACAGCCGUUAGCCGAUCAACGGCAGGAGGUAGCCAUGAAACAGGACUUGGCUGCGGCAAUAUUAAAACGUAAUGUAAAACCAGAAUCGAACUGAGGUGCAUGUGUGUAAUGGGGGAGUAUGACAUUGGCGUUUGCAAUAUACAUACAUACAACAUAUACAUAUAUAUAGUUCAAGUUGCAGAAGAAAACGAAAAUAAUGGCGCAAUAGCAAGCGAAAGGAUUAAAUAAACGGCGAUUAGUGUAGAUGAAGUGUGCUUAGCAGGCACUGUCUGCAUAAAACCAUAUAGAUGCAAUUUUUUUAAUUAAAAAAUAAUUAAAACAAUGCUAGUAACACACAAAAAGGAAACGAAAAAACACAAAUCCUAUGCAAUUAUACUCAAAUUCCAUUUAAAAAGAAAUAAUCCAAACUAAGUUUUGAAUGCCUAAUAAGACAAUGAAAAUUUUAUCGACAGUAAUAAUGCAUGCGUGCAUCAGUAAGCGCUAAACUUACGUGGGCGAUUACUUUCGCUGGAAGCUCGGCAAAAAAAACUGGAUUUCGUAGCCAAUCUCGCACUUGAAAGUUUUAAAAUCACAUUUUUGAGUGUGGCGCCUCCUUGCAUGCACAUACUGUUAUACAAAUUAUAAUUAUAAUAAAUUACCGCAUCGAAAUAUAAUGGACAAAACAUACCAAUAACACGUAAA
Messenger RNA from Bactrocera tryoni, 1715 nucleotides. It is a transcript of the gene cpb, whose product is annotated as F-actin-capping protein subunit beta. Gene Ontology annotation, molecular function: actin filament binding. The record is from RefSeq and is a predicted model, not a curated record. Gene Ontology annotation, cellular component: cytoplasm; F-actin capping protein complex. The transcript is spliced from 2 exons. Gene Ontology annotation, biological process: barbed-end actin filament capping; cell morphogenesis; negative regulation of filopodium assembly. NCBI's taxonomy places the organism in Eukaryota, Metazoa, Arthropoda, Insecta, Diptera, Tephritidae. Bases 298 to 1128 code for a protein of 276 amino acids.